AUGAACUUUCUUUUCGUAAUUUUGGUCGCGAUUACGUUCAUUUUGUCACAAGGUGCUCAAACGUAAGUUUUCAAUUGUUUACAAUGUUCCAGAGAUCAAGAUUUAGUAUAUGCUUAUUAACUCUAAGCCUAAAGAGGCUGCUAUACCCUACCAAAAAUCUGAUAUGUUCAAAAUAUUAUUUUAGUAACGAUCGUGUACGGCGACAAUGGGGCUAUCCACCACCAUACUACGGUCCACCUCCACCAUACGGAGGACCAUACGGCGGCGGCGGUCGUUUCAGGCCAUAUGGCGAACGAGUUACCAUCACCAAGACUAUAACUAAAACCUUCCCUUAA
Bursaphelenchus okinawaensis is the source of this 335-nucleotide messenger RNA. The record is from the annotation of a GenBank genome assembly. Lineage: Eukaryota; Metazoa; Nematoda; Chromadorea; Rhabditida; Aphelenchoididae.